Messenger RNA from Kwoniella shivajii, 3960 nucleotides. RefSeq lists its product as uncharacterized. Lineage: Eukaryota; Fungi; Basidiomycota; Tremellomycetes; Tremellales; Cryptococcaceae. The transcript has 4 exons. The record is from RefSeq and is a predicted model, not a curated record. The coding region runs from base 1 to 3960 and encodes 1319 amino acids.
AUGUCAUCUCCGCCCAACCCUCAAUUACCUUCUGAAACCACUACCCUCCGUGAAGAUACCCCGCCCGAAAAUCACGCUUCUUCUGGCAAUCCACUCGAGCUGACAAGAGUCGCUACUACCUUCCCUGCUUCAGCACAUGAUACGAACACAUCUAAUAAUCAUGUCGAUGAUGGACCGCAGCGGUAUAUAAUGUUAAGAUCAAGUUCGGAAAUAUCACUUCAUUCUUCCUACUCUCAAGCGAUGGAAGGUGCGCCUACCCCUCGAGGCUCUCCUUACCCCUCAACUGAUUAUGACCUUCUUCGCGGAUAUCUGGAAGACAUGAGACCACCGUUGCCCAGGAGAUCCAUCUCAACUCCUCCCUACUCACAACGAAAUACUGCCUCACAGUUACGUGAGUACGGCGAAACUCGUCAAGCAAUCGCUACACCACAUGGUUAUCCAGAAAUUCACCACACACCCAAUCAAUGUGCUCUUGCCAGAUUUUUGGAAGAAGAUGACGGUCAAGAAUACACUGAAAGUUAUCACUUUAGAAUGCAAGAGAUACUACAAAAUCAUGCUGAGGCUCAUGAACAAGCUCAUCAACUCCCCCAGACGUAUGACCGAUAUGCUUCUCAAGAAAGUGAUCAUGGUACACCUAGUCCCGCUCCUGCUCCUGAAGUUCGCCAACCUCCAGAUGUACCUCGUACACCUAGCUCAAGAGGUAGAUCCCCCACAAUAUCAGCGCUUGGUGUCACCCCUCCAAAACUUGACUCGGACAGACCGGUACCUAGUGGACCGACAUCUCCAGAAAUCGAAAAUCAUGAGAUACUCAGAUUAAGAGGCGGUGGACUCGAUAUUGAUCAAGAAGAUGACAAGAGUUUUUCAGCAGAUGAUCUAAGCGCUGAAGACACAAUGGAUCAAUCAUGGCACUCUUGCUCGGAGAAGAACCAUACCACAACCGAUCCGAUCUGGGACUACCCCGGUGAAGAAUACGUACACCUCUGCUGUUCUAUACUUCUGGCACCGAUUGGCUGUUUCAAGUUGUUACGGCUUUGUUACAACGCUACAUGUGCUUUCCCUGGGAAAAGGAUCAGCAAGAGAGAGAAAUAUAAGCACAAGUGGUAUAAAUUCAAGAACAGGUUCAAGCUUGGUAGCGAUAUAGAAACGCUCAGGCUUAGAGGUGGUAGUAGUCAUCAAAGACGACCGGACCUGCUCAGGCAAAGUGGUACCGUCCGUGGGUAUAGUACAGUUGGUUCACGCCACAGUGCCUCUGGAUGGUAUCGAAAGCCAUUGUCUAUUAUCAGCCGAAAUACCCGUAAGGCUUUCGAAUAUAUUGUACUCUCCAGAAACAGACGGAGACAAACAGCACCAAACAGUUUCGGUAGUGGAUAUCGAGGAUCUGGUCAACUUCGCAACAGUGAUGAGGUACCACUUCAACAAUCUCCUGUACUCGAGCUUCAAAUUGUCGAUAUAUCUCCCAGCACCUCUGUUUCUUCGGAUGAUACUAUCAUUGGCAGUCAAGUGGAGAUUGUUCAAGGAUAUCGCCUCUCCAAUAUCUAUGCUAGCUCACCUAUGAUCACAUAUCACGAUCAUGCAAAUCAAGAUUCCCCAGAGGUCACUACUCCAUACGGUCGACCUGCUACCGUUUAUCACGGUAGCCCGGGUUUCGCACCCAGUCUGGACCCUACUGUUAUCGAGCUUCCAUACCGAGGUCCUAGCGCUGAUCAACCCCCACGCCCGCCUAAUCCUACCAACAUACCACCGUCACCAGCUGCACCCAUUGAUUAUCCUCCUGUUGGUCAUCGCCGAGCCGAAAGUGGGGAUGGAAAGCCUCAAUCCAGGUGGAGCUCAGCUAUGCAACGUGCGAGGUUCUCAGAUACCGGUAAACCUAGGCCUGAUUCCAAGCCCAUCCGUGACACUCACAGUCAUUUAUUACGACCACAAGCUAAGUCAACAGCUUCCGCUCCUGCUAUCAUCACCCAUCCACCUCCACAACAGCCUGAGCCACCGAAGCGUUCUCCCAGCACUUCUCAGACAGGUUUUAGAUUUUGGAUUCGGUCUCUUCCGCUUCGAAUCCCAAUCAGCGUCCCUAUGAAACGAAACAUAUCUACCCCUUAUUUGGGUCCUCCAGAUAGACCAUACAGCAGGACUUUUGGACAGCGGGUCUGUCCCUGUGUAAAAGCACAGGAAGAGAAGGCUCAAGAAGUACUCAGUAAUCUCGGAGGGACGAAUCCGCCGCAAGGGGAAGUCCCAGGUGAAGAUCGUUCUCAUGGAAGUGUCAUUAUUUCCAGUGAGGAAGACAUUUCACCUGAAGAGCAACCUCAGGAGGAGUCUAGGACAGGAAUUAAAGGAAAAGGUAAAGCCAAGAUGCCGGAACUCGUUGCUGGUGCAGGUGAAGACAGGAAAGCAGGAAAUAGUCCAAAAAAGAAAUAUGAAGACAUAUCUCCAAUCGGUGAUCGCGCAAUCGGAGGAUGGAUGUCGGAUGAAUCCACAGAAGAACAAACUGCCCCUGCAGUAACUUUGAUUCGACCUGAAGCCACCAUCAAAUCUUCGAGUGGCUCUUCCGAAAGGCUGUCAUCCCUCAAACCACCUCCACGAUCUCGACCUAAUUCAAGGGGUCAACCGGUCAGACCAGAAUCUACGACCAUUCCCGAGGAAAUCGCUACUACUCGUCCUACCAUAGAGACAUCGGAACGGGAGCCUGAAUCGACAGGGAUGGCUCUUUCUGGAUCCGGCAACAGUGGUCGAACUUUCGGCCCCGGUGUCAAAACCCCCGGUACCGGUGAAGAUGACGUCCCACCUCCUCUUCCGAUCGCGCCCCGAACAGAUGAAGGGAUGCUUGGCCAUGUUGAACGUCCUAGUGGUCAGCCUGGUGCCGGAGCUAUACAAGAUCCUAACCAAGAGGAACAUACAGAGGAGAGUAUGUUCAGCGCCGCUAUCGGUGCUGUUUUUGGCUCCACUUACACAGCUCCUGGGUAUGAGAUAUCCGCCUCGAACGAUGCUGAGCGGACUUCAGAGAAAGAAACAAACGUUGAGGGGAAGGAGCCAGAGCAUGGCGGCGACGAGCAAGAGCACAUAGAAGGGGCGGCUGCGUCUGGUCCCUCAGAGGGUUCAAGGGAUCAGACUAUGCCUUCAGCAGAUACUGCCAGCUUACGCCUUUCCUCCGCCGCAUCUACUAGUUCACCAAUCUCAAGCACCACUCAAAAGCCAGCGCAUCAAGCUACAACCGAAGGUUGCGACUACUCGGCAGAGAGCACCGGUCUCGAAUCAACUUUUGAUCCCCCUACUCCUGCUUUUCAAGGUACAAGACUUCCUACGUCCCUCUCGGUCAUUACCGAACUUUCGAUGGAAGGUAAGGUUUCUUCCGAGCAUCAGCGUCCAGCAAGCCGUUCAAUGGGAAGCUCUGGUGUUUCCGCUACAGCCUCUGCUAGUGGUCAACCCGCCAGGACACCUCGUGAAGCUGGAAGAAGAGGAGAACUAAGUAGGAAUGUCUCAGGUACAAGAGAGACUGUCGAGCAAGAUACAGAUGGAGGAUCCGAAUCCUCUCAUGAAAAUCAACUUCGUACCCCCAAAAUGGUUGAUCUGUUGAACUAUGACGAUCUCGUCGCCAGACUUCUGAGGGAUUCAUGUGGUGAUGUGCCAAAGCAGUACGCCGAUAUAGACUCGGAUCAGAGGAGUCUCACUCAUUCAUAUGUCUUUUCUAAUGAGGAAGGUCCUCCGAUUCCCGUACCUUACUCGGCACACCAACCUCCACUGCCUCCCAGAGACAUACAAACUUGGACUGGUCAAAUCCCUCCUUACUUAGGUGUACCUGAACCACCUCUCACUCCUGGACAGACAACCAUACCCGAUCAACCUACUCCACGACUAAGCCCACAACCUUUUGUAAGAGUCAAACAUAGAUGGUGGAAGAAGAUAGUGGCCGGGGUCAAGAGAAGAUUUGGGAUACCUGUCAGACCAGAAAAGAAGAAGCGAUAUUGA